Messenger RNA from Myotis myotis, 2467 nucleotides. It is a transcript of the gene FAM204A, whose product is annotated as family with sequence similarity 204 member A. The transcript has 8 exons. NCBI's taxonomy places the organism in Eukaryota, Metazoa, Chordata, Mammalia, Chiroptera, Vespertilionidae. Bases 1013 to 1714 code for a protein of 233 amino acids. The record is from RefSeq and is a predicted model, not a curated record.
GAAACAUUUGAAAGCUGCAGGACAUCUCAGAGAUCAUCUGAUCAGACUUUCAUUUUAUAGCUUAAAAAUGGAGACCAGGCAAAAUGCAUUGUCUUGCCCACAGUUAUGUUGUUCAGAACAGGAACCCGUCUUUGACAUUCAAAACCAAGUCUUUUCCCCUGUACCAGCUGUUCCCCAUCCUUUCACAACCCCAAAUGCCUUUUAUUAUAAUUUGAUAUCUCCCUGGGUGCCAUGUUUUGAAAGAUUGUGUCUAUUAACGUAUAUUCAUUAGUGGUGUGUUUUGUUUUUUUUUAAAUAAAAAUCAGGUCUGUAGCUACCAAUCAGACCUUCUGAUCAACGAAUAUGUGGUGAAUAAUGCUUCAUUGAUUUUAAGUCUCCUCAUGUAGAUGUGGCUGAUAUUGUUUGAGGGGGGAAAAAUAUUGGGCUUUGAAUAUUGAAAUUAGCUUAGAGACCUCCAUUACUAUCUUCAUAAAACUUUAUAAAAACCUUAGAUUAGGAAUUGCUGAACUAUGUCAUGUUCUUGAUGCAUUGUGAUCUGCCAAGUGUGCUAAAUAAAUAGUGACUAUGGUGGUUUUCAAGGGCAAAAGAAAACCCGAUCAUUCAGACUAGAAUGAUACGUAAAUAUUUUCAGUUCAUAGUAAGUUGUAUCAGCCCAGGACUAAAGCUGUGUUCUGUGUAGUAUACACAGAAUUUUUUAAAAGAAUAAUUGUGGAAAGGAAAAUAAUCUUAACUUCAGAAGUAGAGAGUGUAUGAGAUGAAGAAGGUGAUAUUUAAAACCAUAGAGUAAAAAUGGCUUCUGAAUCAUUUGCAUCUUUUUUGGGGGGGGGGCAAAAUGAUUAAAUUAAAAAUUGUUUUAAUUACAGACUUAAAACUGAUAGGUUUUGUAUUAAUUCAGGGACUGUUGUAUAGAUCUGGCUAGAAUGUGCACUAAAAAAACUUAAGUUUCCAGUUUCCUGGUAUGCCACGUCUCCUGGGAAAGGCUGAGUAAUUUUCACAUUGAAAAGAAGAAAAGAUGUGGAGUGGGCUGCUACCUCCUGGCCUAAAUGAAAGUGAUGUUGAGUUGAAUUCUGAAGAUGAAGACACAAUAGAGAACUCUGGACCUAACUUACAGGAAGAUGAAGAAGCUGGGACCAUUACAGAAACAGAGAUCACGGAUUUCCCUGCAGAUGGACCAAACACUGAAGCAGAGGCGAAUGUAAAUGCAUAUGAAGAGUGUCCUUCUGGAGUUCCCUUACAUAUAUGGAACAAAUUUCAAGAAUUGCAUAAAAAACAUUCUGAACAGAAAAUCUCAUCUUCAAGAUUUAGAAGGAAAAAAAGAAAACGCUCCAGAAAAGGUAAAUUGAAGAAUGAAGAAGAAUCUCAUAGUGAACAGUCCUCAAGUGAAACCCGGUUGAAGGAACUUACUCAGUAUUUUGGAGUCAAUGACAGAUUUGAACCCCCUGUUAAAAAGAAAAAAAUUGAGAAGUCGGGCCUUGAAAAGAGCAUAGACCAGGCUGUGGAAGAGUGGAAUAUUGAGAAGGCCGAGGAGCUCAGCAACCAGCUAGCUACCCGAGAGCUUGGUGUAAAAAUUGCCAAAGCGAUUGCCUGCCAUAAAUUUGUAAAAGCCAAAAAGGAAGCUGAAAAUUCACAGGCUGCUCGAAAAAAGAAGAAACUUGCGUGGGGAUUUGAAGCAAAGAAGCGAUGGGAAACCAAAAGCAACAUGGGCUACAUGUAACUUGCCAGAGUUCAAGACAGUGUGUCUGUUCCUAAGUCUUCAGUUGCUCAAAAGACUGAAGACAUCCCUGCUUAUGUUAAAGAUGUCAGGAAACGGAUAGAAGAAGGAAAAAAUAAGCAUAACACUUGGAGGGUGACCAUCAGUCCUUUUCUAAGGCGUUCAGCCCAUUGAGGUGAAUGGGACGGAGGGCUCUGUUGGUGCAGGAGUCUGAGUGCUCGCACAGGGAAGGAUCGGCUUUAUCUACUUACUUACAGAGACCUGCAGUGUAAUCGACUGCACUUUUCAUCCGUUUGGUAUAGCAUAGCCGUUAAGCUCCUUGUACUUUGUCAUCUGCCCUCAGUGGAACUGGACUCAUUCUGGAAUUGUGUUUUCAAGAUUGGCAUUUUUGUGUAUAAUGGAUUUGUCAUAAGUGUAAGAAAGUCUCCACUGAUAGUCUCUACAAAUGACUUCAUCUUACUGUUUUAAGAGUAAUGAUUGGUUCUUUAUUGGGUGCAGUGGAGUUGAUACUUGACAGUAACAUAAUAGAAGCAAUUGGUUGGUUUUAGUGCCUUCAGAUAAAAUAUCUCAAUAAAACAAAGACAGCAUGUAGUGUUUGGAGGACGAUUGAAAUUCAGCUCUUGCUGGAAAUGUCUUCCUAAAUAUCUCAGCCCAGCCAUGUCAUUCCUUACAUUAUGAGAUGAUUCCUAGAAGCGAAAAUGGUAUAAUUACAUUAGAAUGUUAUAACUCAAGACAAUAUAACUUGGAACCUUCUAA